AUGGCGCUACGCAAUGCGAGGGACGGCGGGGGAGGGGCGAGAGGGAGGGCAUCCGAUGCAGCUGCUACGAGGGCUAUGGACGAGUUUGAGACACUGGCAGGCCUUCGAAGGAGUGCCUACAUGCUGGAGCACCUCGCCACCUUCACCGUCACGAGGGAGACCGGCAUCGUCUAUCCGGCAGAUGGCAUGAGACGGCUACUACAGUUGGAAAAAACCAAUGGAAUAUGGAGUCAAAAAAUGCAGCUGUCCUUGGAAGACCAAUGGGUAUUAAUCAUGGAUUACGAAACAGCGUCAAUAAUGGAGCGUUUCCCGGUGUCGUGGGUGCACUCGCCCACCGCAUUUACGUCUCCCGAGCCAGCCGAGCUGUACAACAACGUGCUCGCCUUCGUGGUGGGCGCGCCGGAGGGCGCGGGCGGGGGCUCCCCUGCCGGAGCGCGCAGGGAGCUGCACAUCUUCCAGUGCCAUGACGUCGGCGCGCAGACGCUGGUCGAGGAACUAAAUUCCCUGAAGGGAGUCGGCAGCGGCGGAUCCGAAGGCGGACGUGACUUUAUGAUUGAACGUGAAAGAGAGAGGGAGAGAGAAACUGAAAUGGAUAGACCACGACGACAGCAAAUGUCGGCGCAGCUGGGCCGAGGAGAACGUGGAGGUUCAGGGGGCGAAAGAGAUGAUGCUUCAUCUACGGGAUCAGAAAGACUGUACGAGCAAGAUAUAGCCAUACUCAAUCGAUGCUUUGAUGACAUAGAAAAGUUCAUCGCCCGGCUCCAGCACGCAGCCGCCGCGUCUCGGGAGUUGGAGAGAAGACGACGGUCUCGUGGGGGCGGGAAGCGCAGCGCUGGGGCCGGGGAGGGCAUGCUGGCCUUGCGCACUCGUCCACCACCGGAACGUGACUUUGUUGAUGUCCUGCAAAAGUUCAAACUAUCCUUCAACCUGCUAGCGAGGCUUCGUGCUCAUAUUCACGACCCGAAUGCGCCUGAAUUAGUGCACUUCUUGUUCACACCACUGGCACUGAUCGUGGAUGCGGCUCAAGACGUAGCGGACGGGCGUCUCCCGGCCCGAGUGGUGCAGCCGCUGCUCACCCGCGACGCACUCAACCUCCUUGCCAACUGUGUAACCAGCAAAGAGACGGAGCUGUGGCAUUCUCUCGGCGAUGCCUGGCUCAUACCAAGAGAACAAUGGAAGACGACGAUACCGCCGUACCAACCCGUGUUCAUGGACGGCUGGUCCCCGGACUACCAAGUAGACGACCAGCCUCUUCGAAGGGCUUCGCCGCGACGGAGCGAGGGCCGCGGGCCCGAGGCGCCGGUGGCGGAGGAGGCCGCGGGGCGGGCGGAGCGCUCGGAGGGCUACGGUUACGAGCGAGACGAACCUGACAUUUACGGAGAGCAAUAUGCUCCGUACACAAGAAACACAAGAACGUUGACGCGCGAGGACUCUGGCUCGGCUGCUUCUUCGCCGGAACGCGAGCCGCCUUACAGAAGUGAUCGAGAUGAUGAUGACCUGGGCGAGGCGUGGGCGCGCGGCGUGGCGGCGCGCGGGGGGCGCGUCGUGCGCGUCACCUACCCGCGCACCGCUAACAACGACAAGGAACUCACUGUCGUACGUGGGGAGUACCUUGAGGUUCUAGACGACUCGCGGAAAUGGUGGAAGGCGCGCAACCGGCGCGGCGUGACGGCGCACGUGCCGCACACCAUCGUGGCGCCCGCGCUGUCGCCGCCCUCCUCGCCGCAUCUCUACCCCAACCCCAUCUACACACACUAUCAGGAGGGCGGCGGUCGUGGUUCGGGCGGCAGCAGCCCUACGAACAUGCCGGGUAGGGGAGGCGAGCGGGGCGCGGGCGGGGCCGGCGGGGCGGGCGGGGGCGGCGCGGGAGGGGCGGGCGGCGCGGACUGGGUGCGCCGCGAGCGGCUCGGCAAGAAGGGCGAAUUCCGAUAUUUU
Molecule: messenger RNA, 1935 nt
Organism: Brenthis ino (lesser marbled fritillary)
Lineage: Eukaryota; Metazoa; Arthropoda; Insecta; Lepidoptera; Nymphalidae
Source: the annotation of a GenBank genome assembly